GGUUAGAAAGAGGGAAAAAAGUAGGAGAAAUAAUUACAAAAUCGAGUUAAAAUCACCACAAUAAGUGUGCAAAUAAACCUCUUAUCAGCACGUCAUUAUCAAACACCAAAUCAUCAUUAUCAUCAUUCAUUAGUAGCAUUACCCCUUCAAAUAGAGGAUUGACAUUCUUCUACUUUUAAGCGUUGACUUAUAAAGCAGCUCAAUAAAUAUGCCAGAGGUGCCGAUUAAAUAGAGUCCUUAUCUAACUUAAAAAAAAAAAGGAAAAACAAAAUUUCUCAAUCCAUCUCAAACUUUUGAAACAACAUUUCUAUUCUCUAAUCCACUCACUACUCAUACUAUAUUUUAGUACCAAAACGAACUGAAAUCCAGAAAAAGCAAUUGAAUCAAAAAAAAAAAAAAACAAAGAAAGAGAUUGGUUGGUAAGAACUCAGGCGCAAAAUAAAGGUGGAAGAUGCGCCGAAAAUGUUGUGGAAAGAUAUUACGAGUAGAGCAGAUGGUAAAUUACGCCCAAAUUCUUUCUCCCGUCGCCUUCGAUCUCGUCGCAUUUUUUCUCUCCAUCUUUCUAACUUCAAAGAAUUCGUUUCUCCUCAUCGUGGCGCCGUUAAUUCUCUCCAGGUUGAUUUAACAGAGGGGAGAUAUUUGCUUUCUGCUGCUUCAGAUGCAUCUGCUGCUGUCUUUGAUGUUCAACGUGCAUCAGAAUUUGAGGUUGGAGGCUCCGUUGCGAGGCACAAGUGCCUGUUUGUUAUUGAUAAACAGCACCAACAAGGACAUAAGUACGCUGUAUCCUCAGCCACAUGGUAUCCAAUUGAUACUGGGCUUUUCAUCACCGGUUCCUAUGAUCAUCACAUCAAUGUUUGGGAUACAAACACCACACAGGUAGUUAUGAAUUUUAAGAUGCCUGGAAAAGUUUACAAGACUGCCAUGAGUCCUAUUGCAACCUCCCAUAUGCUAAUAGCGUCUGGAACUGAAGAUGUUCAAGUUCGUCUUUGUGAUAUUGCUUCAGGGGCGUUUGCUCAUACAUUGUCUGGCCAUCGUGAUGGUGUAAUGGCAGUCGAAUGGUCUACAUCAAGUGAGUGGAUUUUAAUGACAGGUGGCUGUGAUGGUGCCAUACGUUACUGGGAUAUCAGACGUGCUGGGUGUUUUCUUGUUUUAGAUCAGGCCAAGUCUCAACUUGGCAGGCGGCAACCAUUGUUGGAACGUUCAGUUGCUGAAAAGGCAGCAAUAUCUAAGCCGAUGGGGCAGAAUUUUUCUGCAAAGAAUAGAGGGGAGCAGAAGAAAGUCUCUUCUGGAAACUCAAAGCAGAGACGCCAUCCUGGGAUGAUGUCAAGUCAAGAUCAUGCAACUGCACAUUAUGGUGCUGUCACUGGCUUAAAGGCAACUGAAGAUGGCAUGUACCUUCUCAGCGCAGGUUCUGAUUCAAGAUUAAGAUUGUGGGAUAUUGAAUCUGGAUGCAACACUUUAGUGAAUUUUGAAACUGUUCGCUUGCAAAAUAGCAAAGGGAUACAAUUUACCGUGGCUCAGGAUUCUUCUCUUGUGUUUGUUCCAUGCAUGACAUCUGUGAAAGCAUUUGAUCUUUGGUCUGGCAAAACAUCUCUUACUUUCCGUGCCCACUAUGAUAACGUUAAUAGUUGCUGGUUUAAUGCACAAGAUCAGGAGCUGUACACUGGUGGAAACGAUAGGCAGAUUCUCGUCUGGUCUUCAUCUGAAUUGUGCAGCGAUGAUUUGGAUAACAGGAGCAAGAACGGAAAAGGUCUCUUAAAAGAUGAUGAGGAUAAUUGGAGUGAUUAGAGAAGGCCAUUUGAUUGUAUUAUUUGUUUAGAUAAUCUACUAUAAUUUGUUUAGGUCUAUGCAUGAUAUGGCAUAUAAGUGUGUUAAACGGACAUGCUGUAUCACAUUUGUAAAAGGCCAAGUGUAAUGCUUCGUAAUUACGAGUAUUUGUUACAUUACUGAUCUGAGAAUGGUAAAUAUUGGAAUACAAAAUUAUCUGAGGGUCGGUAAUUCACAAGUUGUAAUGUAUCUAUCCCUUUACCUUCUUUAA
Chenopodium quinoa (quinoa) is the source of this 2038-nucleotide messenger RNA. RefSeq names its product DNA excision repair protein ERCC-8-like. The record is from RefSeq and is a predicted model, not a curated record. NCBI's taxonomy places the organism in Eukaryota, Viridiplantae, Streptophyta, Magnoliopsida, Caryophyllales, Amaranthaceae. Gene Ontology annotation, biological process: protein polyubiquitination; proteasome-mediated ubiquitin-dependent protein catabolic process; transcription-coupled nucleotide-excision repair. Gene Ontology annotation, molecular function: protein binding. Bases 463 to 1788 code for a protein of 441 amino acids. The transcript has 9 exons. Gene Ontology annotation, cellular component: nucleotide-excision repair complex; Cul4A-RING E3 ubiquitin ligase complex.